CCCACGUGGUGAGCUCAGAGCUUUAUCUCAUUGGUGCCACCUGCCAAGGCAGAGAAGGAGAGUGCUGGAUGGUGAUACAAUGACCACUAUAAAUGUCAGCCAGGCUGGCUAAGGUUGGCCAGGAAGGAACAAAGGCAGCUGCAGCCUGAGAAGAGUCACCUUCUAAGAUGGAGAAGUUCAAGGCUGCGAUGUUGUUGGGGGGUGUCGGUGAUGCACUCGGCUAUGGGAAUGUCUGCAGAGAGAACAGUGCUUUAGGCUCAAUCCAGGAGGAGCUGCAAAAGACUGGGGGACUGGACAGCCUUGUGCUGUCAGCUGGAAAGUGGCCAGUGAGUGACAACACCAUCAUGCACAUGGCAACGGCCGAGGCCCUCACCACAGACUACUGGUGCCUGGAUGACCUGUACCGUGAGAUGGUAAAGCGCUACGUGGAGACCGUGGAGAAGCUCGCGGAACAUCGGCCAGACCCUUCCACUAUCGAGGGCUGCUCGCAGCUGAAGCCAGAUAACUACCUCCUCGCCUGGCAUACACCCUUCAGUGAAAAGGGUUCGGGGUUUGGAGCUGCCACUAAAGCAAUGUGCAUCGGGAUGCGGUACUGGAAGCCAGGCCGGCUGGAGACCCUCGUUGAAGUCAGUAUUGAGUGCGGUAGAAUGACCCACAACCAUCCCACAGGUUUCCUUGGGUCCCUGUGCACUGCUCUGUUCGCCUCCUACGCAGUACAAGGAAAGCCCCUUGUACAAUGGGGAAGAGAUAUGCUGAAGGCAGUCCCGCUGGCUGAGGAGUACUGCAGGAAGACCAUCCGGCACAUGGCAGAGUACCAAGAGCACUGGUUUUACUUCGAAGCAAAAUGGCAGUUUUAUCUGGAGGAAAGAAAAAUCAGUGAAGAAACAGAGAACAAAGCCACCUUCCCUGGCAACUACGAUGCUGAGGAGCGAGACAAGACAUACAAGAAGUGGAGCUCAGAAGGCCGAGGGGGACGGCGCGGCCAUGAUGCCCCCAUGAUAGCCUACGAUGCCCUCCUUGGUGCAGGGAACAACUGGACCGAGCUGUGCCAGCGGGCCAUGUUUCACGGAGGUGAGAGCGGAGCCACGGGGGCAAUUGCUGGCUGCCUGUUCGGGUUGCUGCACGGCCUGGCCAGUGUUCCACGGGGCUUGUACCAGGAACUGGAGCACAAAGAUAGACUAGAAGACUUGGGCACAGCCCUGCACCGCCUGUCCACAGAAGAAAAGUAAAGUGUUUCUGCCAUUUCCCCUCCCAGAGGGCAGCCCGUAGCUGUCCAGGCUCAGACUUGGAGGCUCCCCUAGGAAAGGGUACACACGUGUGCUGUGUCCACACAGGAACACAUGCCUCCUGGACCAUAAUCCCACUGUAACUUUCCCCUCCAGUUCCAAACCCUGUUUGCUAUAUAAAAUACAUUGUUUGUCCUAAGAGAA
Molecule: messenger RNA, 1430 nt
Organism: Microtus ochrogaster (prairie vole)
Lineage: Eukaryota; Metazoa; Chordata; Mammalia; Rodentia; Cricetidae
Source: RefSeq, a predicted model, not a curated record